Molecule: messenger RNA, 531 nt
Organism: Caenorhabditis elegans
Lineage: Eukaryota; Metazoa; Nematoda; Chromadorea; Rhabditida; Rhabditidae
Gene: Y49E10.27
Product: TAZ-type domain-containing protein
Exons: 3
Coding region: 8-424 (138 amino acids)
Source: RefSeq, marked reviewed
CAGAUUGAUGAGUGAGGCAAAUAAUCUGAAAACUUAUUCAACUGAAAUUGCGAAUUUAAUCAAUAAAUUGGAUAUAACUGAUGUUUUGACAAGGGAUCAGAUGAUUGGACAAGGAUUUGAAGAAGUUACUGCGUACUCUUAUAAAGUUGGAAGAUUAACAAUGGCUAUGGACCACGCGUCUUUGUGCACAAAUAACCGUUGUUGCCGUGGUUUUUGCUUUAGUAUUAAACGGAUUUUAAAACAUUACGGAGAAUGUUAUCACCUGGAUUGUAUGGAGUGCCAUCGAUUUAAUAUGGUUGUAUUUGAACAUUCCGUAUUUUGUGGUGAUAGCCGAACUUGUAAGAUACCUGGAUGCUUGUCAAUUGCCAGAGCAAAUGGAAGGAUUUCUGAUACUGCUGUGGAGCCCUGCACUUCUACUCAAUAAACUGCUAAUAUUUAAUUAUUUUAUAAAUUAUUUUUGUAAAUAUCAUCAUUUUUAAAACACUCCUACAUAUGGUAGCACAAUUACCAAAUAUUAUAGUAAAACUUUUU